CUCCGGAGAGCUCCCUCACGUGACCACCCGCAGCUCCCUGCUCCAUUCCUUGUCCCGAGAGUCAGAGGGAGUACUUGAAGGGACUCCUGUGAAGCGCACCAGGCAAGUGACCAGAGGCAGUCAGAGAAGCCCUCAAGGCCGGUCCCAGGAGUCUCCCACCUCCCACCUGUGCCUGCCAUGGAGCCCCUGAAGGCGCUGCUGCUCCUGUCCGGAGUCCUCGGGGCGCUUGCUGAGCUCUGUGUGAUACCACAGAUGGACAGCCAGCUGGUAGAGAAGCUGGGCCAGCAUCUCUUACCUUGGAUGGACCGGAUCUCCUCAGAGCAAUUGAACCCCAGCAUCUAUGUGGGCCUGCGCCUUUCCAGCCUGCAGGCUGGGACCAAGGAAGACCUCUACCUGCACAGCCUCAAGCUUGACAAUCAGCAGUGCCUCCUAGGGUCUGCCUUCAGCGAUGACAACAGUGAUUGCCAGACCAAGCCUUCCGAAGGCCACCUGGCCCUCUACCUGCUUGCUCUUAGGGCCAACUGCGAGUUCAUUGGGAGCCGGAAGGGUGACAGACUGGUCUCAAAGCUCAAGUGGUUCUUGGAGGAUGAGAAGAAGGCCAUUGGGCACAAUCAUGAAGGUCACCCCCAUACCAGCUAUUACCAGUACAGCCUCAGCAUCCUGGCACUGUGUGUCCACCAGAAGCGGGUCCAUGACAGCGUGGUGGGCAAGCUCCUGUAUGCUAUUGAACACGACCACCACAUCCGCCAAGGCCACCUCUCUGUGGACACAGAAGCCAUGGCAGGCUUGGCCUUCAUCUGUUUGGAUCGGUUCAUUUUCAACCCUGAUCUAAGACCACGAAUCACCAUGGCCAUUGAGACAAUUCGAGAGAAGAUCCUGAAGGCCCAGACCCCUGAGGGCAACUUUGGGAACAUCUACAGCACCCCACUGGCACUACAGUUUCUGAUGGCCUCCCCUGCGUCUGGGGUAGGACUGGGCACAGCAUGCCUCAAGGCAAGGGCAUCUCUGCAGGCCAGCAUACAGGGUGGGGCCUUCCAGAAUCCUCUGAUGAUUUCCCAGCUGCUACCGGUCCUGAACCACAAGACCUACCUGGAUCUUAUCUUUCCAGACUGCCAGGCGCCCAGAGUCAUGUUGGAACCCGCUGUCGAGGGCCCUUCACCAGCCCAUAUCCCAGAGGUCAUCAGUGUCACGCUGAAGGUCUCCAGUGUCCUGCCACCAUACAAACAAACAGUUUUAAUCCUUGCUGGGUCCUCCCUGGAAGAUGUCCUGAAGAUGGCUCAAAACACAGGAGGAUUCACGUAUGGGACACAAACCUCCUUGUCAGGCCCCUACCUGACAUCUGUACUGGGAAAAGAAGUUGGGGAUCGAGAAUUCUGGCAGCUCCUCCGAGACCCUGACACCCCCCUGCUGCAAGGCAUUGCUGACUACAGACCCCAGGACGGGGAAACCAUUGAGCUUCGGCUAGUUAGCUGGUAGCCUUGGGCUCCCCCCUGAUGUCCUCGGACCCCCACUGCCACCUCAAGUGCACUUGGAGCAAUGUACCCCAGACCACCUCUGCUACCUCAGCAAAGAGGAUCCUAAGCCACUGCCUACCUGGGAACAGGAAGGAACAAACCUCUCCUAAGGAGGCUACUUCUUUAAGUCUGGCCUUCCUGACUCCAGGGGCCUUUCAUGUGAUCUAAAGAACAGGCUGCCCUUGACCUCCUCCACAUAAGUCUGCUGGCUGUGGGUGUUGUGAGUACCACUGCUCUGGGACUGGAGUUCUGCAAGGAAACCUCCACGGCCCAGGGGCUGUGGUUCUGACCCCCCAGCCUCACUCUUCUUUGUCAGGGUGGUAUUCCCAGAGCUGGUCAGGAGGCAGCUGCUGGCCAGGCCUCAGCAGGGCCUUCCAACAUAAUUAAAGCCUUGAUUUCCCUUUGCA
Messenger RNA from Peromyscus californicus insignis, 1921 nucleotides. RefSeq names its product transcobalamin 2 (gene Tcn2). NCBI's taxonomy places the organism in Eukaryota, Metazoa, Chordata, Mammalia, Rodentia, Cricetidae. The coding region runs from base 178 to 1476 and encodes 432 amino acids. The record is from RefSeq and is a predicted model, not a curated record. Gene Ontology annotation, molecular function: cobalamin binding. Gene Ontology annotation, biological process: cobalamin transport. The transcript is spliced from 10 exons.